Messenger RNA from Paramisgurnus dabryanus, 2207 nucleotides. Its product is annotated as B-cell scaffold protein with ankyrin repeats-like. Lineage: Eukaryota; Metazoa; Chordata; Actinopteri; Cypriniformes; Cobitidae. Gene Ontology annotation, molecular function: signaling receptor binding; protein tyrosine kinase binding. The record is from RefSeq and is a predicted model, not a curated record. Gene Ontology annotation, biological process: negative regulation of phosphatidylinositol 3-kinase/protein kinase B signal transduction; B cell activation; negative regulation of B cell activation.
UAUUUUCCCAAGCAAUUUUAGAAGAAAUACCCAAAGUUGGUACCUAAAUGAAACACAAGUGGGAGCUCCAUCUAAUCUCGUGAGCUGUGAAAGAGCAGCCUCUGAGCAAUAAAGGUCCUCUGGAUGGAAGCCACUGACCUUUAAGGAAAUAAAAAGGAAGCUGCAAUCAUCACCUCAGCCCUCCACAUUCCUACUCCUGUGUUUUCAUUACACGGAAACUACCAGACCGUGACUAGAUACCGGGCAGAGUGGACAAAGGUUCAUGUGUUUGAUCAAACACCCUCCCCACCACAACACCACACAACAGUACAGAAGCAGAGAGAUGAGCAAAACAUCUGAAAAUCUUCUGAUCAUCUAUGACUCUGAGGCAGAGCAGUGGGCAUCAUACCUGCGCUCCCACUUGGCAGGUCCCAUUCCUGAAACCGGCAUCUGUUGUUAUGAUAUUGCCAUGGUUACCAGUCGCAAGGAUGACUUCCUGAGACUGAAAGGGUACAAAUGCAAGCUGCUAAUACUGUCACGGGGCAUGCUGGAUGGGCUAUGCCAGCUCCGGCGAUUCUUCUUGGCUCGAGUUUUGCAACCGGAGGCCUGUGUGGUGAUUCUCCUGUGUGGAGUAGAAAGUCUGGCUCCUCUUCUGGAGAUGGUGCCAAUAAAGGGUGAUGCUUGUCUCCAGAUCUCCAGCGAGCAGGAGCCUCAGGAGUACCGCUCGGCUGUGGUAGAAAUAUCACGCAAAGGUGGACAGGUACCAGCAGUAGAUGGAAAACCAGGCCAACAACUGAAGGUCGAGAAGAAACUAUCUGUUGGUUCUCUUACUGGAAAAUCUUUACUGGUCCUACCCAGUCGUGUGCCAUGUCAGAGUCCAGGGGAAAUUUUCAUUCUUCUGCGAGAAGUCAAGACCAUCGGAGAUGCUGAGGUGGAGUUCAGUGGAAACAAGCAGACGGUGAAAGUAAAGCCUGUGAACUGGAAUGAAAGCACACUGUGUGUGUCUGCCCCUGACUUUGCUGCUGGAGAUGUCAGUGUGACACUGUACUGUCAAGGAGUGGUCAAAGGCAAGGCCAACCUACAAUACUACACCAUGCUUGAAGAUGUUGCUCGCUGUCUCCAGCAGGCUGCAGAUCCUGUGAAAUUCAUGUGCCAGGCCUUGCAGGUUCCUUCUUUGGAGAACCUGGAUCAAUCUCUGGCUACUUAUCUGGUGCAGAAAAUGCCAACGGGAGGUUUUCAUGGCCUGCAGUGUGAUCGGCUUCCCGCUCAGAAUGUUCAAGAGGAUAUCCCUACUCUCUUGCAUUUUUCGGCCCAACAUGGAUUGAGGGAUUUGGCUGGUGCUCUCCUGCAGUGUCCCGGAGCCAUGCAAGCCCUAAAGAUCACCAAUAAAUAUGGAUACACACCACUGGAUCUUGCACACAUAAAUGGUCACAAGCAGCUCUACAUCCUUCUUAAGGAGUCACUGGUAUCUAAAGAUGCCAACAUCGAUACUGAUGUAUAUGAAAUUAUGGACAGAGCUGUGAAUCUUCAAGUCGAUAACGAGGAAGAUGAUGAAAGCGUCUAUACACAUCUUGGUGGAGAUGAUGAAGAGUACAACACCAUUCUUACAUCCAGCGGCUCUCCCGUAAUCGCGAACCGACCCCCCGCACCGACCCCUAGACCCAGUUCUCUUCUCAACACAGGGGAUAACACUCCAUUCAUCGCUCAAGUUUUCCAGAAGAGAAAAUCACAAGGAGAGGAAACACUAUAUUCUCUUCCCUCAAGACAGGCAAAGCCAAGGGACAGCAUCACAUCCACCUAUGACACCUUUGUGCCAAAUCAGGCGCCAGGGCUGGACGAGCUGAUCAAACUUCAAGAGAAAGUGAAGACGGGCACUCUCAGUAUAGAUGAUGCUCUGGAUCAAUUCAAUGACUGGCAGAGACUUCAGAGAGGAAUGGACAGUAUCCAACAGGAGAAGAUCCAGCAGCUGAGGGCGAGUAUCAUUAAUGACACAGAGAAUAUUGAAAGUGUCUAUGAUAAAAUCAGCAUCGUUCAUCACACAUCAACCACUUCUGCAAAUGAGAAUAAAAGAGCAAGUCAGCAAAUGGAGACAGAUUUCUACUGCAAACCUUUAAAAGGCCAGACUUCACACAUCAGGAAAGCAGACAAACGGUGAAAGUAGAAACGAUAAUGUGCUUUAAAGGGACAGUUCACCCAAAAAUGAAAAUUCUGUCAUCAUUUUCUCACCC